Messenger RNA from Sinocyclocheilus grahami, 449 nucleotides. Its product is annotated as 3-keto-steroid reductase-like. The record is from RefSeq and is a predicted model, not a curated record. Gene Ontology annotation, biological process: cholesterol biosynthetic process. The coding region runs from base 111 to 449 and encodes 112 amino acids. Gene Ontology annotation, molecular function: 3-beta-hydroxysteroid 3-dehydrogenase (NADP+) activity; estradiol 17-beta-dehydrogenase [NAD(P)+] activity; 5-alpha-androstane-3-beta,17-beta-diol dehydrogenase (NADP+) activity. The transcript is spliced from 5 exons. Gene Ontology annotation, cellular component: endoplasmic reticulum membrane. NCBI's taxonomy places the organism in Eukaryota, Metazoa, Chordata, Actinopteri, Cypriniformes, Cyprinidae.
GUGAGCCUUACAGCUCCUCGAAAUAUGCGUCUGAUCUACUUAGUUUAGCCCUAAACCGUCACUACAACAACCAGGGUUUGUACUCAUCAGUGAUCUGUCCUGGUCUGGUCAUGACUAACCUCACCUAUGGCAUUCUACCAUCAUUCUUCUGGACUCCCAUCAUGCCUAUAAUGUGGCUUAUAAGGAUAUUCACCAACACUUUUACCCUCUCACCUUACAAUGGAGCAGAGGCUUUGUUUUGGCUGUUCAUGCAGAAACCUGAGUCACUGGACCCGAUGGCCAAAUACCACAGUUUGACCUCUGGACUUGGAAACAAUUACACUCAGCCACACAAGAUGGAUAUUGAUGAAAACAUGUCCGAGGCCCUCUAUGUGAAGUUAUUAGAACUUGAGGAUACAGUGCGGAAGAAACUGAGAGAUGAGGAUCUAGAUAUCAAAACAAAAAACUAA